Orycteropus afer afer is the source of this 1587-nucleotide messenger RNA. NCBI's taxonomy places the organism in Eukaryota, Metazoa, Chordata, Mammalia, Tubulidentata, Orycteropodidae. The record is from RefSeq and is a predicted model, not a curated record.
AUGCCCCAGGUGCCAAAGGGGCUCUCACGCUCUCCCCCAGACCCUGCAGGUUGUGGGGCAGGUAGGAGCCGGGAAGGGGCGCACAGGGCCCUCCUACCUCCCGCGGCUCUCCAGCAGGUCACAGCCCGAAGCCUGUCUCGCAUUCACAAGCAAGAUGCACUAAAGAGAGCCCACACUUGGCGCUGCGGAGAGAAAGCAGCGAAUCAAAGGGCGAGACCGCGCCCAGGGAGGCUGAGGAGCAGGCCCGCGGCCUCCCGCAAGCUCAGGGCCCGGGUUUCCCACGGCCGCUUCCAGACCUCGGCAACACGCUCGCCAGCCUGCCUCCCGGGCCGCGGGGCCCUCAGCAAACCCCCACUGCACCUUCCCGUAUUCGCGCGAGCUACGCCCACGCGGCCCCCGGAAGCAGGGACCCGUGACAUUAAAGCUCUAUCCCCCAAAACGCAAACAGGCCACCGAGGCAGGCCGGCCCCUCGGAGCGGCCCCACGCUGGAGCCCGGCAGCAGUGCGCACCGCCGGCCCCAUCCCGCGGCCGGGGGCCGGCGUCCCCGUGAGCGCCCGGGACCGCAGAUGACCGAGCAACGCGCGCAGCUGAGACCAACGCCCGCGCCGGCGGGAGGGACCCGCCCUGGGCAAGGGCCUGUGCUCGAGGGUGUGGGUGAACCCCUAACUCCUAUGUUCAUGUACUACGUGGUCCAAGACACAGGUGGAGGGAAGGUUCAACCCUGGCUGGAGGAGAAGCGCCACCUCCCCAGGAGCCCCACUGCUCCGGUGCAGUGGCCCAUCCCCGUGCCCGCCCCCAUGGCUGUCAGGUGGAAACUGUGCUUUGCCAAGCAGGCUGUCCAGGGAGAGGUGGACCGCCACCGUGGGAGCCUGCGAUGUGUGAUGCAUGGCCUGAGCGGCCAGCCCGGUUCCCGCCCCUCCGGCCUCCGCUCGUCGGCCUCCAGCGCCGCCGCGGCCCGCAACCCGGCACGCGGACCCGACAGGCCGCAGCUACCCUCUGGCGCCAUGUCGCAGAGCGGAGCCCCCGGGCUGCAGGAGGAGAACCUGCAGGGCUCGUGGGUGGAGCUGCACUUCAGCAAUAGCGGGAAUGGAAGUGGUAUCCCAGCCUCGGUUUCCAUUUAUAAUGGUGAUCUGGAGAAAAUACUGCUGGAUGCCCAGCAUGAGUCUGGACGGAGUAGCUCCAAGAGCUCCCACUGUGACAGUCCGCCUCGCUCACAGACACCACAGGAUACGAAUAGAGCUGAGACAGAUGCCCACAGCAUUGGAGAAAAGAACAGCUCGCAGUCCGAGGAAGAUUAUAUGGAGAGAAGAAAGGAAGUUGAAAGCAUCUUGAAGAAAAACUCUGACUGGAUCUGGGAUUGGUCAAGUCGGCCUGAAAAUAUCCCUCCCAAGGAGUUCCUCUUCAAGCACCCAAAGCGCACGGCCACCCUCAGCAUGCAGAACACAAGUGUGAUGAAGAAGGGGGGCAUCUUCUCAGCAGAGUUCCUGAAGGUGUUCCUCCCGUCUCUGCUGCUCUCUCACCUGCUGGCCAUCGGCCUGGGAAUCUAUAUUGGAAGGCGCUUGACAACCUCAACCAGCACCUUUUGA